Molecule: messenger RNA, 3171 nt
Organism: Sander lucioperca (pikeperch)
Lineage: Eukaryota; Metazoa; Chordata; Actinopteri; Perciformes; Percidae
Exons: 4
Coding region: 310-2139 (609 amino acids)
Biological process (GO): regulation of transcription by RNA polymerase II
Cellular component (GO): nucleus
Molecular function (GO): RNA polymerase II cis-regulatory region sequence-specific DNA binding; DNA-binding transcription activator activity, RNA polymerase II-specific
Source: RefSeq, a predicted model, not a curated record
UUUGAUGUCUCGUCUCGUAUGUUUUUCAAGUGAACAUUAUGUUUUUAAAGUGUAGAAAAGAAAAAUCCAACGCGUCACAUGAUUAAAGAACCCGGAAAUACACUGUUCUGUGACGAGAUGGUUUUAACCUAUAUACAGUCUAUGGUUUUAACGGGAGUAGGCUACAGUAGAUAUAUAAUAAUACAGUAAUAAAGAACGUGCGUUUGUUGCUGCUUUCAUUGUUUGUGAACCCCAGAGUCCAGAUACUGAAGUCGUUGGUUUAAAGCUAAGCCGUCGAUCUGGCGAAAACACCAGCGUUUGUUUAAAUUCAUGGACAAAGAGAAGUGUGGCGACAAUCGUGCUCAGUGCUCCUGGAUGGAGAUGCAUCAGUUCAUUGGUGACCUUAUCACAUCUGGAAACGCCUUAAAGGAUCAGCCAGAUGUGCUGAACGCAGCAUGGGGUAUGCCACCACCACCAGUAGCUAUGGCUGCUGGUGGUGGUGGUGAGGCUCUGCGGUUCAAAGGUGCUUCACUUGAACCUCGACCUGCCCGGGACAAGCCUGAGGCAGAGGCAGGCCGACGGGUCCAGCCUGGGGCAUCACAGAGGAAGGGAGAGGCCAGAGACAGGAGAGAAGAUGUGCAUAGUGCCUGCACCUGCCCUGGCUGCCCUUACUCCACUUCUCUAACUUCCUUUGAGACUUUAAAACCCAGACAAUCUUUGUCCUCGCCCCCACGCUCGGAUACAGUAUGCCACCCCAAAGACCUUAGCUGUACUGCUCCAAUGAGUCUCAGCAUGUGCUUACCGGACACCACUGAACCAAGCAGCACCACAUCUGAGCUAGAGACCAGGGCGUCCAGCCGACCGCAGAGGGAGGAUGCAAACAGAGGGACUCAGAAACCAGACCGGGCUCCCGCUUCCAGAGCAUCCUCAGGCUCUUUGUCCCACCUCUCCAUGUUUCCCUGCUUGUGUUGCCAUCGCAGCCUACAAACCCAGAUACUGAGUCACCAGGAAGGCACAGACUCCCCGUUUUCUCACGCCCAUCAUUUUCAUCACCACCACUGUCCCAUAACGUCUUGUUUACCCUGCACUCAGCUUGCCCACUCUCAUGCUCCACAGCUCUCUGGCCCUUUUCCCUGCCUUCCUUGCCAGCACUCCUUUCCUACCUGUACCCAGGUCUGCCACCACCAGCACAGACAAACAGCCCCUCAGCAACAAGAGGAAAGCAGUAUGGCAGCUACGACCAUGCUGUCGCUCCAUCCCUGUAUGCACUGCUCUGCCUCUUUUUCCAGACCGUCCCAGUUGCUGCAACACCAGCGCUCUGAGCACGCUCACAAACCACCCGGCUUCCUCUGCACAGAGUGCGGUAGGGCCUUUAACUCGCACAGCAAUCUCCGCAUCCACCUCAAUGUGCACAGCGGUGCCCGGCCCUACUCAUGCUCUGACUGCGGGAAGAGUUUUAGCCAGUCGGGGGCUCUGAAGAUCCACAGGCGGAUUCACACAGGCGAAAGGCCAUAUUCCUGUGCAUUUUGCGGCAGGGGGUUUCCCCACCUGGCAGGGGUCCGGGCCCAUCAGAGGACCCACACAGGAGAGAAGCCCUACUGCUGUAGCCAGUGUGGCAAAUGUUUCACCCAGUCAGGAGCUCUUAAGAUCCAUAUGCGCAUCCACACAGGGGAGAGACCCUUCAUCUGCAGCUUCUGUGAGAAAGGCUUUUCCAACCGCUCCGGGAUCCGCUUCCACUACCGCACAGUCCACGGGAUUGCCCCUGAUCACGCUGGAGAAGGUGGAGCUGGGGAUGCAUAUCGGGGACCAGCAGGCCGUGGUUAUCCACCUGGGCGUCCCAGGACGUAUCCUCCAGCCAGCGUUGGGCUAAAUACACCUAACAGUCCAGAGAGUAAUUUGCACACAGCUCCAAAUUCCAGAGAGGGUUCUGUGUCGAUCGCUGCUCAUCACAAAUGUCAGUCAGAGGGAGCAAACCCAGGCAGCAACAGAGAGGGGCUUCUGUAUGCAUGCGAAGACUGUGGCCUGCGUUUUAAGGAUGCCCCGUCCCGGAACAGACAUCAGACUCUGAUGCACUACUCCUAUGAGGGAAGAGAGGAGGAGGAGGGGCAGAGGAAAGAGUCAGGGACAAACAAGGAGGUCCGCGAUAACAGUGCGGAGUGAAUUCAUGUUGUUGGUACAUUACAACAGGCUGAACAUAAACAACAUCAAAACACCGUAGUAAAACACUUUAAAAACCAGUGUUGAAAUAAUGUGUGUAAUAUAUUCUGUAGUUAGGUAUUGGUCUUUUCGAUUUGAUAUAGCACUCAACUUUUCGAGCUAUUAUAUAGACUUAAAUUACAAUGACAUAAUUAUAAGGAGAGAUUCUGUGUGUAUUAUAUUCAGAAGCCAAAUCAUGGCAGUUUUCAGAAAGUUUUUUUACAUUUAUGAUUUGAUAGAAGUUCAUACUUUGGAUUGAUUGACAUUUUUUUCUAUUAAUGAGGUACCCUGCUGCCUGUUUGUGCAGGUCCAUCACUGCUACAGGCUUCAAGUCUGUUUUAAAAACACCUUGCUGCUGCAAUCACACACCAGGCCAACUCCUAAAGUAUGGUAUCUUAAUGCAGUCGUUUUAUUGUGCCUUAUUCAGCAGUGAGCAAAUUCAUCGCUAAAUGUGACACCACAAAGCUUGUGAAAGCAUUUCUAGAAAUUAAAUGACAUUUUCGAGGGUCUUUUGGUAACAUUAUAGGACAUAUUAAUGGAGAACUACCACUGUCACCUGACCCUUAUUAUAUAAAUGCCUUGUAAUAGGAAAAAGUACAAUUUUCUAUCGUCUUUUCCUCCAAGUGUGAAAAACAGCAGUCAUAUUAGUUUAUUUAUGUUAAGUUCUUUAGUGAUUUAAUUUUAACUUGUAUUUUCCAUACAAUAAAAAAUCCAUUGGCCUUUCCAAGGCAUAGACAAUUAAGUAAAAGUAUGGAAUACAGAGUUAGGUAGAUUUAAGUUGUUGUACAGUACCUAAAGCCUAACAAAUAACAAGGCCACGUACUGGAAUAGUUUUAAUGUAAAGGUUUUGUGUCUUGUUCGAGGACAUGCAUUGCGGUAUGUUCAAUGACCGGGGCUUUCGUCAGUGUAGAUGAAAGUCCUCCAUCCUAAUCACGACACCACCUCGCCUGUUGUGCCUUUCUGUGUUAUAUUACACUCCAAGCAUUUAUUUAAAAA